GUGAUAUCAAAAAAAAGAAUAUUUAAAACAAAAUUGAAUAACAUUACUAAUGGAUAUUAAUAUUUUACUCCGUUUUGAACGGGUUAAACAUUUUACUAUUAUAAUAUGUAUGUCAAAUUGAAAUUAAAUACUCAAUGCGAAAUAUUUUAUUAUAAACAAAUAUCUGAUUAAUAAUAUUUUAAAAUGUUUAAAACGUGUGAUGUUAUGCUACUCAUUAAUUCUAAAUAUUUGUACACAAAAAUUAACAAAAUUAUAAUCGCCGUAACGCAAUAUUAGAAAAGCUAAUCAAAAUCAUGAUGUUUAAAGCAAAAAUUUUAUUAAUUGGAAUAAUACUUACUUUGGUAAUUACUUUAUUAUUAGCACUGUUGUAUGUUCGUAAGUAUAUAUGUUCUCAGAGUGAAAUUAACAGUUUUAAAUAUACCUACUGUACUAAUAUUUUAUUUUAUUUUAGGAGAAUUAGAAAAUGGUGGAAGUAUACGUUUAAAAGACCAUACUCCUACUAUAUUGAAAAGUAAUAAACUCGGUGUGGUCAUACCAUUUAGAGAAAGAUUUGAUGAACUUCUAGAAUUUGUGCCCCACAUUCAUUCUUUCCUCAAAAAUCAGAAUAUACUUCAUGAAAUCUUUGUUCUCAACCAAGUAAUUCAACUGAUUUAGGUAUUGUAAUAUGAUUAUAAUAUUAUUAACAUUAUAUUUGUUAUUUUACAGGUUGAUCAGUAUCGUUUUAACAGAGGCUCAUUAAUUAAUGCUGGUUUUAAAGAAAUAAUGUUAUCAUUUAAUAUGAUUGAUUACAUAGCCAUGCAUGAUGUCGAUUUAUUGCCUCUCAAUCCAGAAUUAGAUUAUCAUUAUCCCCCAACUGGUCAUGUUAACCACAUAGCAGCACCUCAUUUACAUCCUCGAUACCAUUAUGCUUCAUUUGUCGGUGGCAUUCUACUUAUAACCAAGUAUGUAACCGAUGGUUUUUUUUAUAUAUUAUAUUAUUUUAUUGUUAAAUGUAUUACUUGAAUAGGGAAGACUUUAUUAAAAUCAAUGGUUUAAGCAACAAUUAUUGGGGUUGGGGACUUGAAGAUGAUGAAUUCUAUUUACGAUUAAAAGAAGCUAAGAUAGGUAUUCAUAGACCGGGGAAUUUAUCAACAGAUACUUCAAAUACAUUCAGGUGUGUAAAGUGAUUUGUUUUGAGGCUGAUAAUUUACUUAAAAUAUAAAAAAAUUUACAUUUAUUAUUAUUUUUUCUAGACAUAAUCAUGAUCGAACUGUUAGAAAACGUGAUAUGACAAAGUGUUAUAACCAGCGUGAAGUAACAAGAAAACGUGAUAGACGCACAGGUUUACACAAUAUUAACUAUAUUGUAAAAAAAAAACAUGAAUUAUUAAUUGAUGGUGUGAACACUCUUGUGUUAGAUAUUGAAUUAAAAUGUAAUAAGACCUUAACUCCUUGGUGCUUGUGUUCAGAAUAUGGAAUGAAAAAUACAAAAAAUCAAAAAAAAGGCAAAUAAAACAUUGUGUUUAAACUGGAAUAGUGUAAGUUUAAAUUAACAUCUAUAAGUUCUCAUGAUGUUGCUCAGAUAGAGUACAAAUUUAUUAUUGAAAAUAUUUUAUUUUAUUUCUUUUGAUAAAUUAAAUUUGAUUUGAAUAGUAUACAAAAAUAAAUUUGUAUAGACUACCUACUAUUUAAGAUCUGAACCCAAGAAUGGGACGAGUUGGGCAAUCAUAUACAUUAUUUUCACAAAAUUAUACUGGGUUUAUUUAUUUAACAACUCGUGAUAUUUUUCUUCAUCAAUUGAUUUUUUAUUCUGUUUACUCAGUCUAUUCUUUUUAUUUCUUAAAUUUUGUACAAAUAAUAUUAAAUAUUGCAUACAUUGGUUUUUAUGAGUAUGGUUAAUACAUUAUGGAAAGAAAUUAACAAAAACACUAUUACCCUAUCACAUAACAUUUACUUACAUAAUGAAGUAUUACAUUUUUAAAUACAAAAUAUGCUUUAUAACUAAUAUUAUGAAUAUAUGGUUAAUAAUAAAUUCUAUCAAAUAUAUUAUUAUUAUUUUAUAAGUUAUUUAAUGUUGCAAUUAUUUUUUUUUUUUUUUUUGUUAACUUGGUUUAUUUAUAUUUUGUACUAUUAAAAGACUAUGGUGUCUAUUGUCUAUGUUAUACUAAAUAAUUAUAAUAAUUAAUUUUAAUCAUAUGUGUUUAUUUAUUAGUAAAAAUUAUUAUUUAAUUUAUACCCUGUUUAUAAUUAAAUUUAAUCUUUAAUUAAUAAUUAUUGUAUUGUAUUUCUAAAACACCAUAGGAACAAUAGAUAUUGCAAUUUUUUAAUUGAUUAUUAUUUGUUUAAUUAUUUGUAAUUUUAUUUCUGUUAAUUUAAAAUGUAUAAUUGUAUCUGUUUUUUGAUCUCAUCCAACUUAAUCAGCCAUGAAGGAUUUGUUACCUACCUAUAAAUUAAUAAAAUAAAAUAAAAUUCAUUAUUAAAUUAUUGUUUAUAUCAGUUACUUAUUACUAUAAUAUUUUUUUUUAUUUGCAUACAUAAAAUUAUAUUGUAUUAUUAGUUGCUCAAAAUAAAAAAAUAACAGCAACAGUUUUUAUCUUUAUUAGAUCAAAAGUUGAUUUAUAUAUAUGAAUGAGU
This is a messenger RNA of Cinara cedri, 2612 nucleotides long. The record is from the annotation of a GenBank genome assembly. Lineage: Eukaryota; Metazoa; Arthropoda; Insecta; Hemiptera; Aphididae.